This is a messenger RNA of Amphiprion ocellaris (clown anemonefish), 4338 nucleotides long. Its product is annotated as coagulation factor IX. The transcript has 10 exons. The coding region runs from base 72 to 1367 and encodes 431 amino acids. Gene Ontology annotation, molecular function: calcium ion binding; serine-type endopeptidase activity. Gene Ontology annotation, biological process: blood coagulation; proteolysis. Lineage: Eukaryota; Metazoa; Chordata; Actinopteri; Pomacentridae. The record is from RefSeq and is a predicted model, not a curated record. Gene Ontology annotation, cellular component: extracellular region.
UCCCCCAUUUUCCCUUUACAGAGACGCCAGACGUUCUGACGAGACACAACAAAGACAACGAGGAGACAGAAAUGCUGCCGUCCACAGCUGUGACUAUGAGUCUCUGGGCUCUGCUGGUUGGUUCUGCAUUGAUCCAGUGUUCAGUGUUCGUGGACAAGUCAACUGCCGGUCGGUACCUUCACUCCUCCACCAGGACGCGGCGAGCUAACUCCCACCUCCUGGAGGAGAUACUGCCUGGAAACCUGGAGAGGGAGUGUUACGAGGAGAGCUGCUCUCAGGAGGAAGCCGCCGAAAUCUUCCAGACCCAGGAGAAGACGCUGGAGUUCUGGUUCAGAUACACCAAUCUGAACCCCUGUCGGACCAACCCCUGUCUGAACGGAGGCAUGUGUACUCUGGACCGGGGUGACUUCAUGUGUCUCUGCCCUCCUCAGUACCACGGCAAGACCUGCGAGUCAGAGGUGUCGGAGUGUCGCUAUAGAAACGGUGGUUGUUUGCAGUACUGCAGAGACCUGCCAGGUGGAGCUGGAGUUCAGUGUGGCUGCGCUGACGGAUUCAAACUGGACUCUGAUGGACAAAGAUGCUCUGAGGAUGUGAAGUUCCCCUGCGGUCGUCAGCAGAUGGAGGCGCUGUUCGGCGGUCGCUCUCUGUUGAGUCCUUGGGAGUUGGACAAUGUCACCAUGGAGAUGGACGCCAUGUUGGAUGACAACAUCACAGAAAGCCAGGUCCCUGAACUCAACACGACAGAAGUGACAGAGGAACCGAGGACAGUAAACGCAACGUCUGGGAACCAAACAGCACCGGGAGAAGACAUAUCCCCUCGUGUUGUUGGUGGACUCCUGGAAAGGCGAGGAGGAAGCCCCUGGCAGGUUCUAAUUCACAGGCAUGAUGGUUUUGGUUUCUGUGGAGGGACUCUGGUUUCUGAUCGAUGGGUUGUUUCUGCGGCUCACUGCUUCACAGAAAUGGCAGACUACGUUACUAUAGGUGACUACGACAAGAAGCGUCCUGAUCCAGGAGAACAAGUGAUAAAGAUCCAGGAGGUCAUCAUUCAUCCUUACUUCCACUCCUUCACCUUCGACAGCGACAUCGCUCUGCUCUACCUCGCCAAGCCGGUGGUCAGGAGUCCCACAGCAACCCCCGCGUGCCUUCCCGACAUCCACCUGUCCAGAUAUCUGCUGCAGGAGGGUAACCGGGGCAUGGUGACUGGCUGGGGAGCCACUAAGUACCUGGGUCGAUCCUCCAGGUUCCUGAGGAAGGUGACGCUCCCGGUGGUGAUGUACCAGGACUGCAUCGCCACCACUGAACAGAUGGCUGUGUGCGUGCAACAGGAUGAGCUGCAGGAAGAAGGUGAGCUCAUGGAGGUAGUGUGAUGCUCUGGGUAAUGUUCUCCUGGUGAACCUUGGAUCCUGGCAAUCAUGUGGAUGUAAUUUUAUCUCAACAUUACUGCAAGCUGUGGCACCACUUCAUGGCCACAGUAUCUCAUGAAUGCAGUGGUCUCUUUGAGCAGGAUAAUGCACACUGUAAAAACUUUUCAGCAGGAGUAUGAGGAACAUGACAGCUCUAGGUGUUGAUUUGGUCUUUAAAUUCCCAAGAUGUGAUUCCAAGAUCUUUGGACUGUGCUGGGAAAACAACUCUGAGGUCCCAAGCCAACUCACAGGAUCUGCUGAUAAUGUCUUGGGGCCUGACACCACAGCUCUGGUGGAGUCCGUGUACUGGUCAAUGAUCGAUGGGUCACAGCUGAGGAGGACCUGCACAGUAGAAGGCAGGUGGUUUUAAUGUUGUGGUGUAUGGCUCAUUCAGGAAAGUUAAACACUGACUCCAGUUCAUUUAGGUUACAAAAAAAACUAACACAAAUAGAAACUAAACCAAAAUACUCCAAAGAUGAGGGUCACCAUACAUUGUCCAUCAGGGUCUCCACAAAUAGAGAGUUGUUCUGAGCAUUAUACACAUCUUCACCGUGCUCUUUAUUCUGCUCUAAGUCUUAUUGGAGUGUACGCUAAAUAUUGAAGAAGAUGUAAGCAAUGUAGUCCAGUGAACUGCACUUGCAGGAGAUAAAUGUUUCACUGCUUAUUUUCAGUCACCAAUGAACGGAACUGUUACAACCAUUAAAAGCUGCAGUCUGGAAUGAUUGACAGGUCCUAUGGAGGAGGCAGCAAAGAUUCUGCUCUCCUCCUUUGGAUUAAUUCUGAUAUAAUAACUGUUGGUUUAUUUAUCGGUGCAGCAGAAGAACAUUUUUCCACAGACAGUUUUCCUGCCCGUUGGCUUGUUUUAACCAGUUUUCUGCCUUCGGCUGAUUUUACCAGCAGACACUGAAAGGACUCUGAUAGUUCGGUAAGUAAAUGUUUAUUUUCGUAUCGGUGCCUCUUUUAAUGCACUUUAUAUGCAGCUUUAGUGUCAGAUAUAAUGUGUGCCAUGCACUCCAGAUGUUGGUGGAGUUUAUUUCUGUGUGUGUUGACCAGAGAAGAGAGUUAGCAUCCGGUAAAUAUUAGCUUUAACGUUAGCGAUGCUAACCGAGCUAGCUGCUCCAGUCGUAGCCUGAUUAAAGCUAACGUAGCAUUAAGCUAACGAUGUUUGUGUUGAGUUUCAUGUAGGGUUGCCACCCGUCCCCUUAAAAUACGGAAUCGUCCUUUAUUUGACAAUUAAUUGUUGCGUCCCAUAUUGAAUCAAUACGGGACGCAAAUUGUUCCAUAUUUUCAUAAAUGCCCCGUACACGUCUGUCAUACACUCAUCAAAACUGUUUAAUGAACAAAAUAAAACACAGGAAAUAUUAAGGGCAGCCAAGUUCUUUGACGUAGGACCAAUGCAGCGAGGACCCGCGAAGUCCAGCGGAUAGAUCUCAGGCCUUGUCCACACGUAGCAGGGUUUUUGUAAAACCGAAUAGCCUGUUCCCUCCGUCUAGAAAAACACUUAUGUACACACCACCUCGUUUUUAGAAAAAAACUUCAUCCACACCUAACCGCAUAGGUGCGUUUUUAAGCACAUUCAUAAGCAUGCCGGACCUUUAGGUGGCAGUAGUUCCCCAAAUCCUAGCAAGGAGGUGGAGAAUAACCGUCCUUAACGUCGUCCUUCGCCUGUGUUGUUGAAUGUGGAGCAGUAUCUGGGCUUGUAAAAACAAGCAAGUAAAAAGCGCCUGUACAAGAAACAGCGCCCAAAACCUUGUGAGAGCAUCCAUACUGUUUCCGAAUGUAAACACAGGUCGCAUAUGUGACGUAAGAACAUAUUUUGUCGCAGGCGGUGACGUUUCGAAACGCAAAACCCCAGUUACUGAUGUCCACAUGCAGACGCAUAAAACGGAGAAUUCGCAAAUCUUCACUUUGUCGGAGUUUUUAAAAAGAAUCGUUUUUGAUGACGUAAAUCUGCGUUUUCGUGUGGAUGAUAGGCCGAAUCGUAGAAAAAUAUCUUCGUUUUGUGAGAUACCCGGCUACGUGUGGACAAGGGCUCAGAGUUCUCUGCGUGUCCGGUCCUGCCUCUGGUUGCCUGGUUGCAAACGGUGCUGCACCCGCGCAGCUAAAAAUGUCUACAAGCGGAACUCCACCAUGUUCAAAGAAGCAAGAACAUUUUAAAAUUGCAGACGUGAGUGGGAAGACUGGAACCCCUGGCAGUGGGUACGAGACAAACUGUGUUUUCUGUUGUUCAUGGACUGGCUGAAGUAAGGCAGCAUCAGGAGACCAACAUGUAAGAAACAUGAGAACAGAGAGAAUCCAACCAGUAGGUCACAGUUUAUCAUCAUCUAAUCAUCUCCUGAAGUCCAUAUGGUGAGAGACAUCAGUAUCUGGUUGUUAAUUUACCAGAGGAUGCUUAUAAUCAUGCUGAUGUGGUCUGUACUCUGCAGUAUUUUAGUGACAAUAAAUGCCUAAGUUGUAAUUGUUUUUUAAUGCUUUUGUAGUUUUUAAUAAACAUUUAUUAAAUAGCCUAUAUGUAAUCAAUAAAUGGCCUUUGCUAGCUAAAGAAAAACUCAUUCAGCACUCUAUGUUAACAGUACUAAAUAAAACAAUAAAUACAUGCAUACACACAUAAAUAUGUCAAUACAUUAAUUGUAUUAAGAUAAGAUUUAGACGAAAAACAACUGUCUGCAGAGAAUUUCUUUGUACAGUAUUUUGCAUUCAGUUUAUGUUUUUGCAGAAUCCAGUAUUGCACACUGGUUGCUCAUUACAUUUCAUUAGUUUGGUUUCACUGUUUACAAUGAUGCCACUUAUUUUCAGACAGAACCUGUGAUAAUAAAACAAUACAAAAUUCUUAGUAUCGUGUUAAUAAAGCACUUAAAGCAUUACGUAUUUCUAAAUGCUUUUUUCAGAAUUAAAUAUAUCACUCCUUAGGUGGUAGUGGCCCUGAGUUCAGUAA